AUGAAAAAGAACUUUGCAAGGCAUGGAAUUCCAAGUGAAUGCGUUAGUGACAAUGGUCCUCAAUUUGACAGUUCGGAAUACAGAUCUUUUGCAAGAGAAUGUGGUUUUACACCGGUUAAGUCGUCUCCGUAUAGUCAAGGGAAUGGUAAAGCAGAAUCGGCGGUGAAGGUUGCAAAGAACAUAUUAAAAAAAUCGGGCAACGAAGAUCCUUACUUGGCAUUAUUAGCUUAUCGCAAUACUCCGCAACAAGGAUACGUAUAUUCUCCAUCUGAAAUAUUAAUAGCACGGAAACUAAAGGAUAUUAUUCCAAUGGUACCGUCACAGUUAAAACCACGAUUAGUUGACAGCAAAAUUGUAAGAGAGGACAUAAUGAAGAGAAGAAUUCAAUCAAAGAUUCAGUAUGAUAAAAAAGCGUCACGUCCAUUGAAAGAUUUAGCCGUUGAUGAUCGUGUUUACGUGAAGCCUAGGCAAAAGUAUAAGCCUUGGAUUUAUGGGAAAGUCAUCGAAAGGCCUGAUGAAAGGACGUGUGUUAUGCAAACGCCAUUAGGAUUAGUUCGCCGAAAUCGGAAGCAUCUCAGAAAGAUUAAAGGGGAAA
Messenger RNA from Paramuricea clavata, 595 nucleotides. The record is from the annotation of a GenBank genome assembly. NCBI's taxonomy places the organism in Eukaryota, Metazoa, Cnidaria, Anthozoa, Malacalcyonacea, Plexauridae.